Messenger RNA from Haliotis rubra (blacklip abalone), 1017 nucleotides. RefSeq names its product LIM domain-containing protein PLIM2b-like. Lineage: Eukaryota; Metazoa; Mollusca; Gastropoda; Lepetellida; Haliotidae. Gene Ontology annotation, cellular component: plasma membrane; actin cytoskeleton. The record is from RefSeq and is a predicted model, not a curated record. Bases 136 to 378 code for a protein of 80 amino acids. Gene Ontology annotation, biological process: actin filament bundle assembly. Gene Ontology annotation, molecular function: actin filament binding. The transcript is spliced from 3 exons.
CAGGCGAUCUCGCCAAUCACAUAUAUCGCCUUUCUGAAACUUUUGUGUCGUGUGCAAAACUUUCCCGUCUGAUUCAAUAUUGGCGGACAAGAGCGACUUUGAUAGUUACAACCAACGCUUCAUCACUCUACCACCAUGCCCCCUAAAUUCGGAGGAGGAGACAAGUGCGGCAUCUGCGCUAAGACGGUGUACGCCCAGGAGAAGAUCGAGGCAGGCGGAAUAAUCUUCCACAAGAACUGCUUCAAAUGUAGCGUGGAGAGUUGCAGAUUGCAGCUGAAGCGUGAGGCAUAUGCCCAAGAUGGAGGCACGUUAUACUGCAAGAAACACUUUGCCUCAGAAGUGACGGCGAAAAACACGCAAAAUCCAACCACCUUUUAACUCAACAUGACACUGGAGUACCGUCCACAGUGCAUUGUAGGAUACAUGCUGUCACGUGAUUUGGCGUCAAGUUUUGUAGUCUUCUGUGAGAGGUCGACUCCUGUGUCGAUAGGCGGCAAUACGACUCUCAGUGUGCUUAGCUGAAACCAAAUACAGUCCAUAUAUAUAUAUAUAUUUAUUAGUAACUUCAUUGGAAAUGUAGGUGCUUAGAUGCACUUGAAAUGUGCUAUGCGCUGUUAAACAAGUCCAAAACACAUUUCCAUCGCGCGGAGGUACCAUUCUGCUGCUGCACCUGCCACCCCUGUGGGCAAAGUGAACUCUUCUGUAGUGCCUUACCCUAGAAUGCUGGUGUAUUUUCAAAUCUUUAAUUUGUAAUUUGUAACUGUGAGUAAAACAUCAAAUUUGUUUUCAACUGUAGUAAAACAUUCCCUUCAUAAGAAUUCGUUAAACUUAGGAUCGUUAUUUUUGUUUUGAAAGGGCCCUGGAAGUAUAUCAAGAGUCAUCUGAAAUACAACCUUGUCAGACCCCAUCUUGUAGAUAUAGAAGUAAAUAGUUUGUCAAUCAUCUGAUCUGAAACAUCAUACAUCGUCCAGGUUUUGUAGAUACACAUUUGUGACAUAAAACGUUUUGUUUCGUUUA